AUCGGCGAUUGUCGGAACCAGAGGCGGCCGACGGUCGAGCGACGGCCUUGGGACUGCCAGUGGCUGCUCAAGGCCAUGUGGCUGCUGGAAGUCUGGCGUAGCAGGUGGGAGUACGGAAAGUGGAGACGGAGAAAUACGGACGGCGAAGACGGCAGUACGGACAGAGGAGACGAGAAAUGGAGCCCAGGCAGCUCCAAGAGAAGGUUAUCCAGAUGAAAGAACAGAUGGCACUUCUGAAGGAGGAAAUGACACAUCGUAAUCAAGAGGACAUUGUCCGUUUGGAUGGUGAACUGACCACUCUGAAGAAAAACUGCGACUCACUGAGUGAACAGGUGGUCGGACUGGAGGGAGAAGUGGUCACACUGAAGGGGGACAACGCCACACUGAAGGGAGAAGUGACCACACUGAAGGGAGACAACGCCACACUUAAGGGAGACAACGCCACACUGCGUCAGGAGGUGGUCCAUCUACGUGAAGAGGUGGUCCGCCUGCGGCAGGCUGUCCUCGAGGAGCGCACCACUCGCCAGGUCGUCGUGGAGGAGCUGCGGCAGGAGGUCCGCCGGCGAGCGGCGCCAUCCGACCGCUCCCAGAGUGACGGCGAGGGGGUGGCUUCUCCGAAGGGCGACACUUGUGACAAGUGUGACGUCAUCAGUAGCUGUGACGUCAUAACCCCAACUGCGAAGGGGGCGGGGCCGGCGGGCGGCGACGUGCGAGAGGCUGCACCGCAAUUGGCUCCUGCCAUUUAUCUUCUGGACCACGAGUUGUUGAAGAUGGUGCUGAGCAAGAUGGACUGCUGGGAGAUGUUCCGCGCCAGGCGGGUCUGCCGUCGGUGGCGGUCCGCCGUCGACGAUAUCGUCGGCGACUGUCGGCGGGAGCUAACCGAUCAGAAAACCCGUGGUGGAGAGGUCCCGGCGCCGGCCACGAGCCUACAGCUCGUAUUGAAGGUGCAGGACCAGCCGAAGCUGCCUGAACUGCAGGCGCCGACCGCUGAGACGGACACCGACCUCCGACUGGUCGCGGCCACCUGCCACGCCCUGGAGAAGGCCAACCUGCGCGGCUUUAAGCUGCGGGUCUCUGCCCUGCGCCGGCUGGCGCGUGCCAACGCCUCCAGUCUGCGUGAGCUGACGCUGCCGGCCGGCAUCAGCGACUGGCAGCUGGAGGCGCUGCUGGACCCGCUGAAGGCUCUGGAGCGGCUCGAUGUGAGCCCACCCGUGGACAGCUCCGGCAAGUGGCUUCGGCUGCUGCCCAAGUCACUGAGGAGACUGGACAUCACUGGGUCGGGAAUGACGCGGGCACCUCUGACUUUCGUAAGAUGUCCGUCGGAGGGACUGCUGUUCGGUGUACAGCUAGCAACGGACACACUCCUGGACCAGCUGGCUGUCCUGGCGACCCACUCAGUCACCAAGCUGUUCAUUAAUGACUCACCGUCCGUGACACCGGAAGCGACGGGACGCCUCCUGGCUGCCCUCAUCAGCUUGAAGGACGUGACUCUUCACGGAGCGGGCGGCAUUUCCGAAACUGUGCUGUCCGCCCUUCACGGCUGUUCCCAGCUGGAUACGGUGCAGCUCAGUGACACCCGGCCCCUCGCGGACAUCCCUGCCCUGGCCCAGUCAGAGGUGGCAGCGGUCAGCAGGAUGGCAGUGACCUGCAGGAAACUGUAUAGACUGUACAUCAAAUCCUCAACUGAAAACUGCCAGGCCGUCCUGACUGCCCUGCACGAGACAGACCUGGGAUGUGACAGUGACCAGUCCCGCAUCAUUUAUCUUCGGGUCCCCGAGUCUGCAUACGACAAGCUUACUGAGCCUCCCAAUGGCAGCAAAAUCUACUUGGGUUCCUACACGUAGACGACUAGCUUCCCGGUGCCUCGUCCGCUCCGGUGCCGGGCGGCAGUGUCGGAACUCGACAACAGGUGGCAGCACCGUGUCUUGUCGGCAGCGCUGUACGGGGCACAAUGCACAUCUAGACAUUCAUAUCCAGAAGUACUUCGAGCCGCCCUGUACCAUCGGGCCAGUUCCGCGGGUACUUUACCGCCGUGCCAGGCUGGUUUGGGUUAAGUGGCCACCUAAAUGCUUGAUCAUUUGAGCACAGAUUGCUACGUUUGUUGACACUGCUUUGAUAGACAGUGGGUAUGUUCACUGUUCAGCAUCCGAGAUUUAUCACGCUCCGGGCCACUGUCCAGCCGUCGGUAAACUGUUGUCAUCGUGCCGGAGGUACCGCCGUGGUGACGUCACGUGUGUUGUGACGUCACGCUGGCUCACGCCGCUGUGCUGUUGUGUUGUAGUUUCAGUUUAGACCAGAGAGAGGUUGGAGCUAGCUGUGAGGGUGUCCGGUCCAGGCGAUAUCGGACCUCGCCCGUCACUGUCGGACCGUCGGUGGUCCGGUCGGCUGUGGUUCGUUUGGACCGGAUAUGUCCGGUUCGGUGUCGCUCAUGGGAUAUCACGGGCUGAUGGCGAUUGAAAUACACAGUGGUUGAGACGUUCAAUA
Amphibalanus amphitrite is the source of this 2484-nucleotide messenger RNA. RefSeq lists its product as uncharacterized. The coding region runs from base 177 to 1844 and encodes 555 amino acids. The record is from RefSeq and is a predicted model, not a curated record. The transcript is spliced from 9 exons. Gene Ontology annotation, molecular function: protein binding. NCBI's taxonomy places the organism in Eukaryota, Metazoa, Arthropoda, Thecostraca, Balanomorpha, Balanidae.